This is a messenger RNA of Equus quagga, 3334 nucleotides long. It is a transcript of the gene CDC42SE2, whose product is annotated as CDC42 small effector 2. Gene Ontology annotation, molecular function: small GTPase binding. Gene Ontology annotation, cellular component: plasma membrane. The record is from RefSeq and is a predicted model, not a curated record. The transcript has 6 exons. Gene Ontology annotation, biological process: regulation of Rho protein signal transduction. The coding region runs from base 553 to 810 and encodes 85 amino acids. Lineage: Eukaryota; Metazoa; Chordata; Mammalia; Perissodactyla; Equidae.
GGAGCGCAGCUGCGGGAGUGGGGGCGGCAGGAGCCGCGGAGCCGGCGCCGAGGGCGGCAGCGGCCGGAGCGGGCGGCCGAGACAAAGGCGACGAUAGGGCCAGGUGUGUUUGUGUGGAAUUUUGAGUAAAACCUUGAACCCAAAGGAGAAGAAAACUUCAAGGAACAACUUCCAUUGACAGUGAGUCUGCAGUCAUCUGUAUGCAUAAUACGGAGUGUUCUCAGCCUAGAGAUAGCUGAGUGGGUGCCUGUUGACAAGGAGUGACUACCUGUUAUAGGCCCUGAGUCAAGACAACAAUUUUUAUACCUUCCUGGUGGUUCAGAAACAAGUCUCUGUAGAACCAGAAACAAAGAAAGGAAACAAUCUGACUUUUCUUCAUUAAAUUGACUGUAUAAGAUACUUGACUUCCAGGAACAAAAACACAAAGAAGUAAUAAAAUUAUUCCUUUGGCAUCAUUGGACAUUCAUCAUAUUGAGGAGCGUGCGUUGUUAAGCUGCACGAGUUGACGUUUGGAGACUUCAUUGGUGCUCAUUUAUACCUUGGACUAUAAGCAUGAGUGAAUUCUGGUUGUGUUUCAACUGCUGUAUUGCAGAGCAGCCUCAGCCUAAAAGGCGCCGGCGGAUUGACCGAAGUAUGAUUGGAGAGCCAACCAACUUUGUACAUACUGCUCACGUGGGAUCCGGAGAUCUGUUCAGCGGAAUGAAUUCAGUUAGCUCCAUUCAGAACCAGAUGCAGUCCAAGGGCGGCUACGGGGGCGGGAUGUCUGCUGCCAACGUGCAGAUGCAGCUUGUGGACACGAAGGCAGGAUAGCCCCCGGGUCCCUUCUCUGGUCAUUGUGAAUUUCUGUGUUUUCUCUUUCCCCUAUUCUUUCAUUUUUGUUGUCGUGAUUGCUUUUCUCUUCUUUUCAAUUACAAAAGAGAAGUGUGACGGCGUCUUGUUCACCCCGUUGUGAUUACUCCAGUGAGACAUUUCUGUUCUGCUCCGAAGCAGCUAUUGCCAGGCGACUCCUGCGUUUUCCUCAGCUGGCGUGCAUGCCUUUGGACUCAUGGACAGAGUUCUUUGGAUUGCGGCAUAGUUUUCAAUUUUUAUCACUAUGGAUCUGAUCUUAGCAUGAUCUUUUUGUGAAUGCAGCACUAUUAUUUUUUCGUUUCUCCUUCCACCUCCAACCCUCUGCCUUAUGAUUUUCUUGGUAAGCAAGGACCUGCUAUUGUGUUAAUUUGUCACCGUUUAUGUAUAUUUGGAAGGUAUGAGACCCACAAGCACAAUGAUCAUUUUUAUUCAUUUGAAACUUCAAGCAGAGUAGAUAUCUGCAUGCUUUAUGAAGUUGCUUCGUGUGGGAACCCAUGGGAUGCAGGAGUGAGCGUUUCUUUGCUGCCGUGGGUUGACGAUACUGCUGCUAUUAGAGAAGGGUUAGCUGUGGCACCAAGUCACGUCAGUUCUACAGAAAGCUAACUGGUAGCUUAUUUUAGAAGUAUAACUUUUUCAUCUAUUACAAUAAAAGAAAAGCUUGCAUUCAUAAGGCCUUCAUUCUGUUGUAAAUGUUCAGUAUAUUUAUUUUGAGAGCAAGGACCUGUGAUUAUAAACAGGUAUGGUAUGUAUCUGAGUGUUGCGGUGAUACGCUUAUCCAGUCUGAUUCUGAGCAUCAUAGUAACUGUUCGUUUCUUUGUGUACUCAUUAUAUUUUUACUUGUUUUUAUUUUGUGUUUAACAUUAUGGUAUCCAGUUGUUUCCAGUAACAGUUUGUUGAACUUCUGGCCUGUACUACUAACUGCAGACUCCAGAGUCCUUGGGCUGUCCAUAUUCUACAUAUUUUGGGGCAAUGGAAGUUGCCAAGAGCAACACACUGACCUGGCUGAAUCGUUGCCAGGGAAAAUAACCUGUAUCGUGACUUUUUAUGGUAUUGAUAAGAAACCUUUGCUCAGGUUCCAAAAUAUGUUUAUUCUUCACAAACUGUGUGUAUUUAAGAUAUUUCUGUAAAUGCUUCUCCUUCCCCUAAGGGUCUAGUGUUAAGCCAGUUAGUGGUCUGUAUUCUCAUGGAAAGGUUUCGAUCUUAUUUCCAAUUCAGUCCUGUCUAACUAUAUUCGGUAGAAUUAACAUUUCAUGUAGCAGAUGGGGCUUAAUUGAAAACUUACUGAGAGAACUAUAAGGAAUUAGGUAAUUGAAUAAAGAAAUUUUCUCUUCUUUUACCCCUUUCCCCUGACCUUAGUCCCAGGUUCUUGUGAGAAAGGUAACUGAAUAAAUAUUAGGUUUAUGCGGGCAAAACAUAAAAGCAUUUCUCCCCCAAUUCUUUUGAAUUUAAUUUCAUUUACCCGGUAGGGUGGUGCACUAGAUUGCUCAAUCCUUGUAUUUCUGCAGUGUUGAGCCUUCCUGGGUGUCAAUCCUGAACAGACACAUAAUCUGUCAAGGAGAAAUAUUUAUGCUUAGUAAUCAAAAUAGGCAAUAACUUCUAAAAUUUAAUUCAUCUAGUGUCAUUAAUUCACUGUGUGGAUAUUGGACUCUGGAAUUUGCCUGAGUACAUUGUUAUUCUGCUCAGCCAGAGUCAGUGCUCCUCAAAAGACAGAUUGGAUUUUCUAGGCAUUGUCAGCACUGAUGCUCUUUAGUCUACUUCUAUUUUGACUUUUAAAAUUAGUACAAGUUUUAUACUUGUCAUAUAACUCCUAGAACAAUAGGUCCCUUUUCCCCAACUCAUGAUUUGAUUUUAUUCUUUUUUUCCAAUCACCGUCUUUUCUGCUUCUACCAAGGACCAAAUACUCCAGUGAGCCGCUGGAGCAUCUCUCCGUGGUAAGCCAAAGGCUGCCCUGUGCAGCCACCACUGACCUCACAGUAGCCACACUGUGUACACAGCACAUGCCAAGGGAGGUGCCAAGAAAUUCAAGAAAUAAGAAAAUUACAAAAAUCCUAAGAUAGUAACCUUGGACACACGUCUUUUAGGGAGGCUUGAAGAUAUUUGAGAGUGUGAAGCAUUCAUAAGUGGGACUCUAAAUCUCGAGAGGUCAUUUGUUCCCCAUAGCAAUGUAUCUCAUUUUAAAAUUGAAGCUAAUUAAAUAAAUAGGAUUGACGGUUAAUACUUUGUUGACAUACAUGCUGACCACUGUUAAGCAAGGGAAACUGAGUGAAGGUUUAAGUAAGGACAUGGAUUUUGUCUUCAGUGAUAAAAGAGGUGCUUUCCUAUGGUGCGGGCAUGAAGUGGUGCCAAUAACCAUCGAGCGGAAAUGUCAACUGUGGUGACUGGGUUUAGCAUUUCCAAUGCAGCAUUAUCAGUGGGCCUUUAAAGAUACUUUGGGAGGAUAUUAGCUUUCACUUUUGUUAUUAAAUUAUAGCAGUUUCAUUAUGGA